GGGCCAUGGGAUUCUAGCAGAGCUGGGAAGCGGAUGAAGCUUUCUAGGCCAGAGACCUGGGAGCGGGAGCUGAGUCUGCGGGGGAACAAAGCAUCUGUCUGGGAGGAACUCAUUGAAAAUGGGAAGCUUCCCUUCAUGGCCAUGCUUCGGAACCUGUGCAACCUGCUGCGGGUUGGAAUCAGUGCCCGUCAUCAUGAGCUCGUCCUCCAGAGACUCCAGCAUGCGAAGUCGGUGAUCCACAGUCGGCAGUUUCCAUUCAGAUUCCUUAAUGCUCAUGAUUCCAUCGAUAAUCUGGAGGCUCAAAUCAGAAAAAAUGCAUUGCCCUUUCCUUCUAAUACAAACCUGAUGAAGCAGAUAGUGAUUAGAAAUGCAAAAAAGAAGUAUGGCACUCAGAGGCAGCCUUACAACCUAUCUCGUCAGGAACUUCGGGCAGCAAUGCGGAUCCCUCUGAUGUUUGAGCAGCUCAAGCGGGAGAAAGUGAAAAUACACAAGGCCAGACAGUGGAAGUGUGAUGGUGAGAUGCUAAAUCGGUAUCGACAGGCCUUGGAGACAGCUGUGAACCUCUCUGUAAGGCACAGCCUGCCCCCACUGCCAGGCCGCACCCUCUUGGUCUAUCUGACGGAUGCUGAUGCAAACAACCUCUGUCCCAAGAGCAACCUACAAGGGCCGCCCCUGAAUUACGUGCUGCUGUUGAUUGGAAUGAUGAUUGCAAGGGCGGAACAGGCAGAUCUCCUGCUGUGUGAAAGCGGCACUCUGAAGACUGCAGUGUUUAAGGCAGAAGAAGGCAUCCUGAAGACUGCCAUCGAGCUCCAGGCUCAAGUCCAGGAGAUGGAAAAAAAGGGUGACUGGUCCCUGGAAACUUUCAGGAAAUACCUGCUAUCUCUGUCUACCCAAAGGGUUCCUGUAGACAGGAUCAUCCUUUUUGGCCAAGAGAUGGAUACCGUAAUGGUAAAUGUGGCCAAACAGCUUUUCUGGCAGCAUGUGAAUCCCAAGUGCCUCUUUGUUGGUGUCCUUCUGAGAAGGCCACGAUACAUAUCACCAAAUUCAAAUCCCAAUGACGUGACUCUCUCAGGCUGUACUGAUGGGAUACUAAAGUUCAUUGCGGAGCGUGGAGCCUCCCGUCUUUUGGAACAUGUGGGUCAAAUGGACAAAAUAUUCAAGAUUCCACCACCCCCAGGAAAAGCAGGAGUCCGGUUGCUCCGGCCACUGGAAGAGGGUACUCCAAAGCCUGUGGCUCCUAUUUCCCUUCAAGGAUGGCGCAGCAUCCGGCUUUUCAUCUCAUCCACUUUCCGAGACAUGCAUGGGGAGCGGGACCUGCUACUGAGGUCUGUGUUGCCGGCAUUGCAGGCCCGAGCAGCACCCCACCGCAUAAGCCUUCAUGGCAUUGACCUGCGCUGGGGCAUCACUGAAGAGGAGACCCGCAGGAACAGACAACUGGAAGUGUGCCUCGGGGAGGUGGAGAACUCGCAGCUGUUUGUGGGAAUUCUAGGCUCCCGUUAUGGCUACAUUCCCCCCAGCUACAACCUCCCUGACCAUCCUCACUUCCACUGGACCCAGGAGUACCCUUCAGGGCGGUCAGUGACAGAGAUGGAGGUGAUGCAGUUCCUGAAUCGGGACCAAUGCCUGCAGCCCUCUGCCCAAGCUCUCAUCUAUUUCCGGGAUUCCAGCUUCCUCGGCUCUGUGCCAGAUGCCUGGAAAUCUGACUUUGUUUCUGAGUCUGAAGAGGCUGCACGUCGGAUCUCAGAACUAAAGAACUACCUGAGCAGAAAGAAGGGUAUUAUCUGCCGCAGAUACCCCUGUGAGUGGGGGGGUGUAGCAGAUGGCCGGCCCUAUGUUGGGGAGCUGGAGGAGUUUGGACAGUUGGUUCUGCAGGAUGUGUGGAAUAUGAUACAGAAGCUUUACCUACAGCCUGGGGCCCAGCCGGAACAACCAGUUUCCAUCCCAGAUGAUGACUUGGUCCAAGCUACCUUCCAGCAGCUGCAGAAGCCAUCAAGUCCUGCCCGAUCACGCCUUCUUCAGGACACAGUGCAGCAGCUGAUGCUGCAUAGCGGGAGGCUGAGCCUGGUGACUGGACAGUCAGGACAGGGCAAGACAGCCUUCCUGGCAUCCCUUGUGUCAGCCCUGCAGGCACCUGAUGAGGCCAAGGUGGCCCCCUUGGUCUUCUUCCACUUUUCAAGGGCCCGUCCUGACCAGGGUCUUGCUCUCACCGUGCUCAGACGCCUCUGUACCUAUCUGCAUGGCCAACUAAAAGAGCCAAGUGCCCUUCCCAACACCUACCGAGGCCUGGUGUGGGAGCUGCAACAGCAGCUGCUUCCCAAGUCUGCUCAGUCCUUGCAAACUGGCCAGACCCUGGUCCUGAUCAUCGAUGGGGCCGACAGGUUGGUAGACCAGAAUGGGCAGCUGAUCUCAGACUGGAUCCCAAAGAAACUUCCCCGGUGGGUACACCUGGUACUGAGUGUAUCUAGUGACACGGGCCUGGGGGAGACCCUUGAGCAGAGCCAGGGUGCUCAUGUGGUGGCCCUGGGGCCUCUGGCACCAUCUGCCCGGGCCCAGAUGGUGAGAGAAGAGCUGGCUCUGUACGGGAAGCGACUGGAGGAAUCGCCUUUUAACAACCAGCGGGGAUCAGGCUUGCCACUCUACCUGCGCUUGGUCACCGAUCACCUGAGGCUCUUCACAUUGUAUGAGCAGGUGUCUGAGAAGCUCCGGACCUUGCCUGCCACUGUCCCCCUCCUGCUGCAGCACAUCCUGAGUACCCUGGAGCAAGAGCAUGGGCCUGAUGUCCUUCCCCAGGCCUUGGCCACCCUUGAGGUCACACGUAGUGGUCUGACUGUGGACCAGCUGCAUGGAGUGCUAAGUGCAUGGCGGGCACUGCCUAGGAGGACUAAGAGCUGGGAAGAAGCAAUGGCUGCUGUUAACAAUGGAGACCCCUACCCCAUGGGCCUGUUUGCCUACCUCGUCCAGAGUCUACGCAGUUUGCUAGGGGAGGGCCCUCUGGAGCGCCCCGGUGCCCGGCUCUGCCUCCCUGAUGGGCCCCUGAGAACAGCAGCUAAACGUCGCUAUGGGAAGAGGCCAGGGCUGGAGGACACAGCCCACAUCCUCAUCGCAGCUCAGCUCUGGAAGAUGUGUGACCCUGAUGCCUCAGGCACCUUCCGAAGUUGCCCUCCUGAGGCUCUAGGAGACCUGCCUUAUCACCUGCUCCAGAGCGGGAACUGUGGCCUUCUUUCAAAGUUCCUCACCAGUCUCCAUGUAGUGGCUGCACACCUGGAAUUGGGUCUGGUCUCUCGGCUCUUGGAGGCCCAUGCCCUCUAUGCUUCUUCAGUUCCUAAAGAGGAACAAAAUCUCCUCGAAGCUGAUGAAGAGGAACAAAACGUCCUCCAGGCUGACAUUGCUGUAUUUUGCACCUUCCUGAGGCAGCAGGCUUCAAUCCUCAGUCAGUAUCCCCUGCUCCUGCCCCAGCAGGCAGCCAACCAGCCUCUGGACUCACCUCUUUGCCACCAGGCCCCCUUGCUCUCCCACCGGUGGCACCACCACCGCAUAUUACGAUGGCUUAAUAAACCCCAGACCAUGGGGAUUCAGCAAAGCUCCAGCCUAUCUCUGACAGUUUCCUCAUCCCCCACCGCUGUAGCCUUCUCCCCUAGUGGGCAAAGAGCUGCUGUGGGCACGGCCAGUGGGACAGUUUACUUGUUGGAUCUGAGAACUUGGCAGGAGGAGAAGUCUGUGGUGAGUGGCUGUGAUGGAAUCUCUGCUUGUUGUUUCCUCUCGGACAACACACUCUUUCUUGCUGCCUUUGAUGGGCUCUUGGAGCUCUGGGACCUACAACGUGGUUGUCGGGUGCUUCAGACCGAGGCUCACCAGUACCAAAUCACUGGCUGCUGCCUAAGCCCAGACCACCGGCUGCUGGCCACCGUGUGCCUGGGAGGAUGCCUAAAGUUGUGGGACACAGUCCGUGGGCAGCUGGCCUUCCAGCACACCUGUCCCAAGUCCCUGAACUGCAUUGCCUUCCACCCGGAGGGGCAUGUAGUAGCCACAGGCAGCUGGACUGGCAGCUUCAGCUUCUUCCAGGUGGAUGGACUCAAAGUCACCAAGGACCUGGGGGCUCCAGGAGCCUCUGUCCGUUCCUUGGCCUUCAAUGGGCCUGGGCGGGUUGUAGCUGUAGGCCGGCUGGACAGCACAGUGGAGUUGUGGGCCUGGCAAGAGGGAGCCCGGCUGGCAGCCUUCCCUGCCCACCAUGGCUCUGUUGCUGCUGUUCUUUUCCUGCAUGCGGGGAGUCAGCUACUGACAGCUGGAGAGGAUGGCAAGGUUCAUGUGUGGUCAGGGUUUCUAGGUCGGCCCCGUGGGCGCCUGGGUUCCCUUUCUCUCUCUCCUGCCCUGUCUGUGGCUCUCAACCCAGAUGGUGAUCAGGUGGCUGUUGGAUACCGAGCAGAUGGCAUUAGAAUCUACAACAUUUCUUCAGGUUCCCAGGGGGCUCAGUGUCAAGCACUAGAUGUGGCAGUGUCUGCACUAGCCUGGCUGAACCCCAGGGUAUUGGUGAGUGGUGCAGAAGAUGGGUCUCUGCAGGGCUGGGUGCUCAAGGAACGCUCCCUUCAGUCCCUCUGGCUCCUGUCCAGAUACCAGAAACCUGUGCUGGGACUGGCCACCUCCCAGGCACUCUUGGCUUCUGCCUCAGAGGAUUUUACAGUGCGGCUGUGGUCAAGGCAGUUGCUGACACUGCCGCACAAAGCAGAAGACUUUCCCCAUGGCACUGAGCUCCAGGGACACGAGGGCCCUGUGAACUGCUGUAGCUUCAGCCCCAAUGGAGGCAGCCUGGCCACUGGGGGCAGGGAUCGGAGUCUCCUCUGCUGGGACGUGAGGACACCCAAAGCCCCUGUUUUGAUUUGCUCCUUCCCUGCCUGUCACCGUGACUGGGUCACUGGCUGUGCCUGGACCAAAGACAACCUGCUGAUCUCCUCCUCCAGUGAUGGCUCAGUGGGACUCUGGGACCCAGAGUCAGGACAGCAGCUUGGCCAGUUCCUGGGUCAUGAGAGUGCAGUGAGCACUGUGGUGGCUGUGGAGGAGCAUGUGGUGUCUGUGGGCCGGGAUGGGACCUUGAAAGUAUGGAAUCAUCAGGGCGUGGAGCUGACCUGCAUCCCUGCUCACUCAGGACCCAUCAGCCACUGUGCAGCUGUCCUGGAGCCCCAUUCAGCUGGACAUCCUGGGCCAGAGCUUCUGGUGGUGACUGUUGGACUGGAUGGAGCCACACGGUUAUGGCAUCCACUCUUGGUGUGCCAAACGCAUAACCUCCUGGGACACAGCGGCCCAGUCAGUGCAGCUGCUGUUUCAGAAACCUCAGGCCUCUUGUUAACCACCUCUGAGGAUGGUUCCAUACGGCUUUGGCAGGUUCCUAAAGAAGCAGAUGAUACAUGUAUACCGAGGAAUUCUGCUGCCAUCACUGCUGUGGUCUGGGCACCUGAUGGAUCCAUGGCGGUGUCUGGAAACCAAACUGGGGAACUGAUCUUGUGGCAGGAAGCUAAGGCUGUGGCCACAGCACAGGCUCCAGGUCACAUCAGUGCUCUGACCUGGUACUCGGCAGGGACCUUCCUUGUUCUCAGUGCUGAUGAAAAAGUCAGCGAGUGGCAAGUGGAACUGCAGGAGGGUUCAGCAUCCAGAAGUUUCAGUCUUCGCCUGAACCGAAUUCUGCAGGAGAACUUAGGGGUGCUGACAGAUCUAGGUUUGGCCCUUGACGGUCACUCCCUCAUCUUGGCCACUGCAAGUUUGGAAUUACUGCACAUGAAGCCAGGGGAUGAUCCAUCUACAAUCUGGAACAGCUAUGCAGAACAUCCUCUGAAGCUGUCUAUCCACAAGGAGUAUGGUAUAUUUGUCCUGCAGCCCAAGGAUCCCAGAGUUCUUUCUCUCUUAAAGCAGAUGGAACCAGGCGAGUUUGAAGAGAGCCUGGACUUUAAUCUGAACUUGGAGAAUCCUAGUGGGACCCUAAUAUCAAUAACACAGGCCAAACCUGAAUCUGAGUCCUCAUUUUUGUGUGCCAGCUCUGAUGGGAUGCUAUGGAACCUAGCCAAAUGCAGCCUGGAAGGAGAGUGGAUUACAGGUAACAUCUGGCAGAAAAACGUAAAAGUUCCUGAAACCCAAACUUCAGGGACAGAGUCAUCUGUAGACUCAGAAUUAGAUACCAGCACGGAGAACUGGUCAAGAAGCCCAGAUCUAAAGACCCGAUGGCGUAGAAAGCCCUCCAUGUGCUGCCUGAGUUGCUGGUGA
Carlito syrichta (Philippine tarsier) is the source of this 6249-nucleotide messenger RNA. RefSeq names its product telomerase associated protein 1 (gene TEP1). Gene Ontology annotation, molecular function: telomerase activity; telomerase RNA binding; protein binding. The coding region runs from base 34 to 6249 and encodes 2071 amino acids. Lineage: Eukaryota; Metazoa; Chordata; Mammalia; Primates; Tarsiidae. Gene Ontology annotation, biological process: telomere maintenance via recombination. Gene Ontology annotation, cellular component: telomerase holoenzyme complex. The record is from RefSeq and is a predicted model, not a curated record. The transcript has 46 exons.